UUUAACUGUAAAUAAAUGGAUAAUUUAACAAAACAAAAAGAAGAAAUAGAAAGUUUAAAAGCUAUUUAUGGUUCAGAAUUUCAAAUAGAAGAUGAUGAAAAUAGAAAAUAUAGUAUUACAAUCGUUAGUGAUUGUGAUAGUAACAUAUAUGUAAAACUUUAUGUUAAAUUUUCCGAUUCUUAUCCUUCAAUAUCACCUCCAACAUUUGAAAUUUCUGCUCCACAUUUAAAACAUGAGAACAAAUUGCAUCUGUUCAAUCUUCUGAAUGAUAUUUAUUUAUCACAUAUCGGACAAAAUGUAAUAUUUCAAUGGAUAGAAAAAAUCAGAGAAGAAUUGCAAUCUUUAUAUUCAAAAUCAAUUGAGAAAUUAACAAAUAAUGAUUAUAUGAAUGUAAAAUCAAACAAACUUUUAACUACCAGCGAAACUGAGAUUACAUGUCCAAUAAUUAGUCACGGAGAAGUAAUUUCUGAUAGAAAAAGUUCGUUUCAAGGACAUGCUGCCAUUGUUCGUUCCAGUUGUCAAGUUCGAAAUGUAAUAAUGAAACUAAAAGAAAAUCGAAAGAUUCAACAAGCAGCUCAUAAUAUGUAUGCAUACAGAAUUUAUGAUGAAAAUACAAAAAAUUAUUUACAAGAUUGUAACGACGAUGGAGAAUCUCAAGGUGGAAGUAGAUUAUUAAAUUUGUUGCAGAUUAUGAAUAUAAAAAAUGUCAUAGUCAUAGUUUCUCGAUGGUAUGGUGGAAUUCAUCUUGGAUCAGAACGUUUUAGACAUAUAAAUAAUGCUGCUCAACAAGUUUUGGUAUCAAAUAACUUUAUAUCGACAAAACGAAAUUAAUCCAAUUGUUACGUUUGAAUAAAAGUAUAUAUAAAUUAAUACAGAUAUUUCAUGUAUGCGUAAUGU
This is a messenger RNA of Ceratosolen solmsi marchali, 897 nucleotides long. Its product is annotated as protein IMPACT-like. Gene Ontology annotation, biological process: GCN2-mediated signaling; regulation of translational initiation. Gene Ontology annotation, cellular component: cytoplasm. The transcript is spliced from 5 exons. The record is from RefSeq and is a predicted model, not a curated record. Lineage: Eukaryota; Metazoa; Arthropoda; Insecta; Hymenoptera; Agaonidae. Bases 16 to 831 code for a protein of 271 amino acids. Gene Ontology annotation, molecular function: protein binding.